Paramacrobiotus metropolitanus is the source of this 1849-nucleotide messenger RNA. RefSeq lists its product as uncharacterized. The coding region runs from base 287 to 1600 and encodes 437 amino acids. NCBI's taxonomy places the organism in Eukaryota, Metazoa, Tardigrada, Eutardigrada, Parachela, Macrobiotidae. The transcript is spliced from 2 exons. The record is from RefSeq and is a predicted model, not a curated record.
UUUGCUCAACGGCCCGCAGCGUGUGACGAGCCCUGAAAAUGAGUAAUCGCUGUCGUCAAAAUGAUCCUAAUAAUUUUCAUCGCGCUGCGCUUCAAAAAAAGAAUAAAACCUUCCGGAAAGGUUUUUCUUAGUUAUUUGCAAAGUUUGGUUCCAUUUACAGUUAGGCAUAUUAAUAUUGUAUACGGUAUAAUUGUAGUAUUACCGUAAACUGUAGAGGCAAUCUGCAUUAAUAUUAUAAGAUCGACUUCCGGUUGUCUUUUUUAUUACCACUAAUUUAAUCCUUUGGAUGGAGUCGCAAAAAGCCAAAGAAGCUGAAGCAUCCGCCAGCGGGGCGGGUGGUCUAACCUACGUGGACUUCGUCCCAAAAUGUCUGCGUCCCGAUUCCCUGUUGCACUGGCCGGAAUUCGAGCCCUUCUCUACGCUGAUCGGUCCAGCCAACGCCUACCUGCGCGAACACCCCCACCUGACGAUCAGCGGCUGUGAGACCAUCCAUCUGCAGGUGGAAAAGGAUCACAUCCGCAAUCCCGACCAAAGCGAGUUUGACCUGUUCGGCGAGACCGCCAAGCCUUUCGUCAAGGCGCUGCGCAUCUGGCUACAACCUCGCGACAAGAACGAAUCCCAUGAGGCACAACAGAUCGGUUACGUCAGCUUCAUUCCCAGCGUAUUGCCGAACGUUAGUCAGACACUGGCCGACCUGACCAAGCAAGCCAACGACUGGCUGCACGCCAAUCCCCUCCCGGGGCGCAUCCUCAGUGUGGAGACACUGCUGAUCCGCGGCGUUCACGGAGAAAUCAACCCCGACGCCAGCGCUUGGAAGCAGAAGACGUCGCUGGCCGCCCUCACCAAACAGACCUUCAUCCAGUCCUUCCGUAUUUUCUAUCACACAACGCCUCAUCCCGCCCACGAAGACAUUGGCUUCGUGGACUUUCUUCCGCGUAUGGUGGAGUCCGGCGGGAUGUUCAGCUUCCCCCGCGGGGAGCAGUUCACUGACGUGCUGCGGGCCCUCAACCAGUGGGUGACCUCGGUGCCCGGGAACGUCCGCUUGCUGAACAUCCAGACCCUGCUGACGCGCGCCACCCGCCAUGGGGACCCGCUAAACAUAUACACGGCCUGCUACACCGACGCGGAAUUCCACGAGUUCCAUUGGCGCUUCUUGCGGUUAGCCUUCGCCGCUCCGCGCCUGGAGCCCUCGGCACCGCCGGUCUACGCCCUGCCGACCAUCUGUAGCCGGCUCUUCGUGGCCGGCUUGACUCGCGAUCCCAAAUGGUAUCGCCGGGCUGAACUGGAGCGGCUGAGUGUGGUCAGGGAACGGCUGGACAGGUGGGUGCGGGGCAGCGGCUGCCGUGUGUUAUUCGUGGAGACGGUGACCUACAAGACCUUCACGGGCAACGAGAGGGCGGCCGGCUUCGAUUCGAUGCACACGUGGAACGAGUACCACUACGAUUCGUCUAGUAAGAGCCACCGGCCGCAAGUGGAGCAGUACGUCGUCGGCUUCCGGGUGUACUUCCAGGGUGAAGUCAGAGAAGUCACGGGAACGACGCCCGCCCGCAGCCUGGAUGACUACCGACUGGAGAAUCAGGAUAAAUGCGUAAUAUCCUGAAUUCUUCGCUGAUUGUGACCUAUCGUCUGUUUUGAUUUAACUCGGAGUCUUACUCCUGGAAUUAAGUUAUAGUACUACAGGAAUGACUCACUCGGAUUGAGUUUUAUGAAUAUUUUCCGGUAUCGGCCCUUUCUUUUUCUAAAGUUUACGAUCCUAAUGUUAAGAAACAGAUUUUUGGAACUAUGUGAAAUGUUUGUAAAACAUGUACUGUACAGCAAUAAAUUAAUUCCGCAAGAAAAACAAAUAUCC